Messenger RNA from Athene cunicularia (burrowing owl), 2311 nucleotides. It is a transcript of the gene P4HA2, whose product is annotated as prolyl 4-hydroxylase subunit alpha 2. Lineage: Eukaryota; Metazoa; Chordata; Aves; Strigiformes; Strigidae. Gene Ontology annotation, biological process: peptidyl-proline hydroxylation to 4-hydroxy-L-proline. Gene Ontology annotation, cellular component: endoplasmic reticulum. The coding region runs from base 125 to 1684 and encodes 519 amino acids. The record is from RefSeq and is a predicted model, not a curated record. The transcript is spliced from 15 exons. Gene Ontology annotation, molecular function: L-ascorbic acid binding; procollagen-proline 4-dioxygenase activity; iron ion binding.
GGCGCUCUGCGAGGCUGAAGCUGAGCUGAAAGGCCACCACAGCCGUGUUUACCAGAUUAAUACUUAAAUUUUCUGGCUUUAAGGACCUAGGAAAUAAUCCCUGCAGGUUUGAGCUAUCUGGAAGAUGAAGCCCUGGCUGCAGUUGUUCGUUACCUGUAUUUUCUUGAUCUGGCACACAGAAGCAGAGUUCUUCACCUCCAUAGGUCAAAUGACAGACCUGAUUUACGCAGAGAAAGACUUGGUACAGUCUUUAAAGGAAUAUAUCCGAGCAGAAGAGAGCAAGCUCGCUCAGAUUAAAAGCUGGGCUGAAAAAAUGGAGGUACUGACUAGCAAAUCAACCUCUGAUCCGGAAGGGUACCUAGCACAUCCCGUAAAUGCGUAUAAGCUGGUGAAGCGCUUAAAUACUGACUGGCUGGAAUUGGAAAACCUGGUUCUUCAGGAUACCACAAACGGCUUUAUUGCAAAUCUUACAAUUCAGCGCCAGUUUUUUCCAACUGAAGAAGACGAGACUGGAGCUGCGAAGGCUCUGAUGCGCCUGCAGGACACGUACAAACUGGAUCCUGAAACUCUAUCUCGAGGAGAUUUACCUGGGACAAAAUAUAGAUCCUCUUUGACAGUAGGUGACUGCUUUGGUAUGGGGAAGACCGCUUACAAUGAUGGAGACUACUAUCACACCGUGCUCUGGAUGGAGCAAGCCUUAAAACAACACGACGAGGGGGAGGAUACAACAGUCAGCAAAGUAGAGAUCCUAGAUUAUCUCAGCUAUGCUGUUUUCCAAUUUGGGGAUUUACACAGAGCCAUGGAGCUUACCAGACGUCUGAUAUCCCUCGACAGUGCUCAUGAGAGAGCAGGCAGUAAUCUGCGGUACUUUGAGAAGUUGGUGGAGAAGGAGAGAGAGGAAGAGGAGAAAGAGAAAUCAGUGAACAAGACCAACACAACGACAGAACCAGUGGUGCAAAGUGGUGCCUACGAGAGGCCUCUUGACUAUUUGCCAGAACGUGACAUCUAUGAGGCCCUUUGCAGAGGUGAAGGGGUAAAAAUGACACCUCGAAGACAAAAAAGGCUGUUUUGUAGGUACCACGAUGGAAACAGAAACCCUCAUCUGCUCAUAGCUCCCUUCAAGGAGGAAGAUGAAUGGGACAGCCCUCAUAUUGUACGAUACUAUGAAGUCAUGUCUGAUGAAGAAAUUGAGAAAAUUAAACAGCUAGCUAAGCCAAGGCUGGCACGAGCCACAGUACGUGAUCCCAAAACCGGUGUCCUUACAGUGGCUAGCUACAGGGUAUCAAAAAGCUCAUGGUUGGAGGAAGAUGAUGAUCCUGUUGUAGCCAAGGUGAAUCAACGAAUGCAGCAGAUCACUGGGUUAACAGUGAAAACAGCUGAACUAUUGCAGGUGGCCAACUAUGGAAUGGGAGGGCAGUAUGAGCCACACUUUGAUUUUUCUAGGAAAGAUGAGCCAGAUGCUUUCAAGCGGUUAGGGACUGGAAAUCGUGUGGCCACUUUUUUAAACUAUAUGAGUGAUGUAGAAGCUGGAGGAGCUACAGUUUUCCCAGAUUUCGGGGCAGCAAUAUGGCCCAAGAAGGGAACAGCAGUGUUUUGGUACAAUCUUUUCAGAAGUGGUGAGGGCGAUUAUAGAACGAGGCAUGCAGCUUGUCCAGUACUAGUAGGAUGUAAAUGGGGUAAGUAAUACUCCUUUAGGAACAAAACCUGAAGGAAGCUUCAUGUGUGUAAUAAAACCUCCCACCAUCAACAUUAUGUAGUAUUAAGCACCUGUGUUGUUCAGCUGUAGCUUUUCUAGUGGGUUUGGGUUUUUUGUCAAUGACAGCACAAAAUGUUUAAGAAUGUCACCGGGUUUGUGUAGUGUAUCAGCAUCAGGGUGACUUGAAUUAUCACUCGACUAGAAUCGGGUCUGUUCCUACAAAGACUUGUGCGUCAUUUUAACUGCAGAAGGAGGGGAGCUCCUUGUAGGGUAAAUGUGAAUGUCUGGACACAGAUUUCUGCUAACUGCUGAAAGCUGCUCAAGCUUUGUCCUUUCCCAUAGCCACCUCCCCCAGGCUCCAAGGUGUUCCCUUGAAGCACCAGAGGGUGCUGAUCUGUAAAUGAUCACUGCCCCAUCACUGUUAGCCCCAGAACGAUGCAACUUGAAAGAUUCUUUCUUCCCUGGCCCUUUGCAUCUUCCCAUGUCUUUCCGACUGGAUGGGUAGAGGUGUAAGCAGGGAUGCUCAGACAGAGAGAAGAGAUUUUACUUGAGGUGACCAUCUGGGUUGUGGUGAUACGUGCACUGGCUAUGUGGCGGGUAACUAAUUUCACAUCC